Molecule: messenger RNA, 2526 nt
Organism: Cyanistes caeruleus (blue tit)
Lineage: Eukaryota; Metazoa; Chordata; Aves; Passeriformes; Paridae
Source: RefSeq, a predicted model, not a curated record
CCCGCUCCGCUCCGGCCCCGCUCCACCGGCCCCGCUCCACCGGCCCCUUUCCGACCCCUCCGCUCCUCUCCCCGCGGCUCCCGAUCUUCUCCGCUCCCCUGAGCAGCCGCCGGUGCCCGGGAUGAGCCGCCCGCGCCGCCCUCAGGGCCGGGCUCGCCCCUCGGAGCCUCGCGGGAUGGGAUCGCUCCAGCUCUGAGCCGCGCCGCCCCUGCUCCAUCAUGGGCGACUCUCCGGCCGGGAGCAGCCCCCCGGAUCCGGGCAAUUCCCAAGGGAACGGCUCCGGGGGCGGCUCCGGGGGCUCCUCUUCCCUCAGCGUCAUCACGGAGGGCGUGGGCGAGCUGGCCCUCAUCGACGCCGAGGUGGCCAAGAAAGCCUGCGAGGAGGUCCUGGAGAAGGUCAAGCAGCUCCACGGAUCCUCUCCCGACUCCAUUCCCAACGGAGCCGGCUGCCAGAUCCGCUGCCUGGACGAUCCGCCGGGAUCGCGGAUCCGCGAGGAAGAGGAGGAAGGCUGCGGCGCCGCCCGGACGGCGCGGCGGCGCCAGCACCAAGCCAAGCAAUCCUGGCUCCUCCGCCUCUUCGAAUCCAAACUCUUCGACAUCUCCAUGGCCAUCUCCUACCUGUACAACUCCAAGGAACCCGGGGUGCAGGCGUACAUCGGGAACCGCCUCUUCUGCUUCCGCGACGAGGAGGUGGAUUUUUACCUCCCGCAGCUCCUCAACAUGUACAUCCACAUGGACGAGGACGUGGGCGACGCCAUCAAACCCUACAUCGUCCACCGCUGCCGCCAGAGCAUCGACUUCUCGCUGCGCUGCGCGCUCCUGCUCGGGGCCUACUCCUCGGAUAUGCACAUCUCCACCCAGCGGCAUUCCCGGGGAACCAAACUCCGCCGGCUCAUCCUUUCCGACGAGCUGAAGCCGGCGGGGAGGAGGAGGGAGGUGGGAGGAGCCGCUCCCGGGGCCGACACGGGGCUGUCGCCUUCCAAACGGACUCACCAGAGGUCCAAGUCGGACGCCACCGUGUCCAUCAGCCUCAGCAGCAACCUGAAGCGCACGGCCAGCAAUCCCAAGGUGGAGAGCGAGGAGGAGGAAUUCUCCUCGAGUACGGAAAGCCUGGAUAAAUCCCUGGCUCCCCCGGCCCGGCUGGCUCCGGAGCGGGAAUUCAUCAAAUCCCUGAUGGCCAUCGGGAAGCGCCUGGCCACGCUCCCCACCAAGGAGCAGAAGACCCAGCGCCUCAUCUCGGAGCUGUCCCUGCUCAACCACAAACUGCCGGCGCGCGCCUGGCUGCCCACGGCCGCCUUCCAGCACCACGUGGUCAGGGUGCCGCACUCCCAGGCCGUGGUGCUCAACUCCAAGGAUAAGGCUCCCUAUUUAAUCUACGUGGAAGUCCUGGAAUGCGACAACUUCGACACGGCCAGCGUCCCGGCGCGGAUCCCGGAGAACCGCAUCCGGAGCACGCGCUCGGCCGAGAACCUUCCGGAAUGCGGGAUGGGCCCGGAGCAGAGGGCCGGGAGCUUCAGCACCGUCCCCAACUACGACAACGACGACGAGGCCUGGUCCGUGGAUGACAUCGUGGAGCUGCAGGUGGAGCUCCCGGAGAUGCACACCAACAGCUGCGACAACAUCUCCCAGUUUUCCGUGGAUUCCAUCACCAGCCAGGAGAGCCGGGAGCCCGUCUUCAUCGCCGCCGGAGACAUCCGGCGGCGGCUGUCGGAGCAGCUGGCCCACACGCCCACCUCAUUCCGGAGGGAUCCCGAGGAUCCGUCGGCCGUGGCCCUCAAGGAGCCCUGGCAGGAGAAAGUCAGGAGAAUCCGGGAAGCCUCUCCCUACGGCCACCUCCCCUCCUGGCGCCUCCUCUCCGUCAUCGUCAAAUGCGGCGACGACCUCCGGCAGGAGCUGCUGGCGUUCCAGGUGCUCAAACAGCUCCAGUCCAUCUGGGAGCAGGAGCGGGUUCCCCUGUGGAUCAAGCCCUACCAGAUCCUGGUGAUCUCGGCGGACAGCGGGAUGAUCGAGCCGGUGCUCAGCGCCGUGUCCCUGCACCAGAUCAAGAAGCAGUCGGCGCUGUCGCUGCUGGAUUAUUUCCUGCAGGAGCACGGCAGCGCCAACUCCGAGUCCUUCCUCACGGCCCAGCGCAACUUCGUGCGCAGCUGCGCCGGAUACUGCCUGGUGUGCUACCUGCUGCAGGUCAAGGACAGGCACAACGGGAACAUCCUGCUGGACUCGGAGGGCCACAUCAUCCACAUCGACUUCGGCUUCAUCCUCUCCAGCUCCCCCCGCAACCUCGGCUUCGAGACCUCCGCCUUCAAGCUCACCACCGAGUUCGUGGACGUGAUGGGCGGCCUGGACGGGGACAUGUUCAACUACUACAAGAUGCUGAUGCUGCAGGGGCUGAUCGCCGCCCGCAAGCACAUGGACAGGGUGGUGCAGAUCGUGGAGAUCAUGCAGCAAGGCUCCCAGCUGCCGUGUUUCCACGGCUCCUCCACCAUCCGGCACCUGAAGGAGCCGCUUCUUUCCCAUUUUAUCCCCCAUU